Rhinolophus ferrumequinum (greater horseshoe bat) is the source of this 4212-nucleotide messenger RNA. It is a transcript of the gene SLC4A3, whose product is annotated as solute carrier family 4 member 3. The record is from RefSeq and is a predicted model, not a curated record. Gene Ontology annotation, cellular component: plasma membrane. Gene Ontology annotation, molecular function: solute:inorganic anion antiporter activity; monoatomic anion transmembrane transporter activity. Bases 878 to 3970 code for a protein of 1030 amino acids. Gene Ontology annotation, biological process: monoatomic anion transport; bicarbonate transport; regulation of intracellular pH. NCBI's taxonomy places the organism in Eukaryota, Metazoa, Chordata, Mammalia, Chiroptera, Rhinolophidae. The transcript is spliced from 18 exons.
CCCCCGUGGCCCACUCCCAUGCACACUGAGCCUGGGAGGGCGUUGGAGAGGCUCUGCGCGCUCCCCACCCAGGGCUGAAGCCCCUCUGCGGUAUCCCUGUCUGCUGGAAUGUGGCCACUGAUGAGGAGCUCACUUCCUCACCAAGCCACCUUUCUGGCUGCCGGAGCUGAGAUUUCCCUUCGCGACACCUCUAACCUUCCGUCCUGAUUCUGUCCUCUGAGUCACCCCCUGAAUAAGGCAGCCCCCUUUCCACAUGAUGUUUAGAGAUAUCAUUAUAUCCUCCCCUCCCGCAAGACUCCUCUUCUCAGGGCCGACUCUUUACCCCUUCAAACCAGCCCCCCGAGUUUGAGCCACUCUGCCAGGCCCUGCUUCUCCCUAUGUUGGGCCCCCUCCCAUCGCACCACCCUUGGCCAGACCUGGCUGUGAUCUCGGCACAUUCCUUCCAUCUUAUCAGCGCCAUGGUUUCUGUGCCACCUGUCAUCACCCAUGGGGCUCUGUGCCCAGGCCAGGGACAUCGCUGACCCACCCUCCUCCCUCUUGGAACCACAGUUGUGGGCGGGGGUGGGGAGGAGGGCUUUGAGCUCAGUACGUCAUGGAAAGUUGCCAGGGCCCGAGGACAGGGACAGGAACAAUCCGAUGGCAGCAACAGUGGUAGUGGCAGGAUGGAGGGGGGGUCACAGGGAGGGCGUGUUUACAGACCUAGGGUAUUGGUUUGGAAGCAGCUGGGAGCAGGUCUGGGGACGUGGGUAGUUGGGGGCGAAGGCCCAGCCAUUUCCAGCUCUGGUUGGACACAGACCACUGCUGUCCAGGCUCCUACCUUUUCUGAUAGCUGGGGCUGUGGGAGGGAGCAGGCGCUGAGGCCUUGGCUGUCCGGGGAAUGCUGAGUCUGCUGGAGGAGGUCACAGGGCCCAAUGGGACACUGAGCCCUGAGCCCCGGGAUGCCGAGGGCCAGGGUGCUGGGAGGGCUCCCUCUCCCAGCCCUCGAGAUUCGCUGGCCUCAGAGGACUUAGAGAUGUUCAUGCUGGACCUUGAGGACGGUGACCUGUGGGAGUCCACCCGGGGCAAUCUGAGCCCCAUGGCAGGGGGACCAGCUUGUCACCGGCUGGAGGACAACCCUGGCAUGCGGCGGCACCUAGUGAAGAAGCCAUCUCGGACACAGGGCGGGAGGGGCAGUCCUGGCAGCACGGCUCCCAUCCUGCGCAGGAAGAAGAAGAAGAAAAAGCUGGACCGGAGGCCUCACGAGGUGUUCGUGGAGCUGAAUGAGCUGAUGCUGGACCGCAGCCAGGAGCCCCACUGGCGGGAGACGGCCCGUUGGAUCAAGUUUGAAGAGGAUGUGGAGGAAGAGACAGAGCGCUGGGGGAAGCCCCACGUGGCCUCCCUGUCCUUCCGCAGCCUCCUGGAACUCAGGAGGACCAUUGCCCAUGGAGCUGCACUCCUGGACCUGGAGCAGACCACUCUGCCAGGCAUUGCACAUCUUGUGGUGGAGACCAUGAUUGUGUCCGACCAGAUCCGGCCAGAGGACAGGGCCAGUGUCCUGCGUACCCUGCUAUUGAAGCACAGCCAUCCCAACGAUGACAAGGACAGCGGCUUCUUUCCCCGCAACACGUCCAGCUCCAGCGUGAACUCAGUCCUGGGCAAUCACCACCCCACCCCGAGCCACGGCCCUGAUGGGGCGGUUCCUACCAUGGCCGAUGACCUGGGGGAGCCAGCCCCACUCUGGCCUCAUGAUCCGGAUGCUAAGGAGAAGCCCCUGCACGUGCCUGGGGGAGACGGUCACCGGGGGAAAAGCCUGAAGCUGCUGGAGAAGAUCCCUGAAGACGCGGAGGCUACUGUGGUGCUCGUGGGCUGUGUGCCUUUCCUAGAGCAGCCAGCGGCCGCUUUUGUGCGACUGAGUGAGGCUGUACUGUUGGAGUCUGUGCUUGAGGUCCCGGUGCCGGUUCGCUUCCUCUUCGUGAUGCUGGGUCCCCGCCACACCAGCACUGACUACCAUGAGCUUGGGCGCUCCAUUGCCACCCUCAUGUCUGACAAGCUGUUUCAUGAGGCUGCCUACCAAGCAGACGACCGGCAGGACCUCCUGAGUGCCAUCAGCGAGUUCCUGGACGGCAGCAUCGUGAUUCCCCCGUCGGAGGUGGAGGGCCGGGACCUGCUACGCUCCGUGGCGGCCUUCCAGCGAGAGCUGCUGAGAAAGCGACGGGAACGCGAACAGACCAAAGUGGACAUGACCACCCGGGGAGGCUUUGUGGCCCCUGGGAAAGAGCUGUCAGUGGACUUGGGGGGCUCCGAGGCAACCCCUGAAGAUGACCCCCUGCUGCGGACUGGCUCAGUAUUUGGGGGGCUUAUCCGGGAUGUGAAGCGCCGGUACCCGUACUACCCGAGUGACCUGCGCGACGCCCUGCACACCCAGUGCGUGGCAGCCGUGCUCUUCAUCUACUUUGCUGCCCUCAGCCCUGCCAUCACCUUUGGGGGGCUGCUAGGCGAGAAGACGGAGGGGUUGAUGGGUGUGUCCGAGCUCAUCGUGUCCACGGCUGUGCUUGGAAUCCUCUUCUCUCUGCUGGGGGCCCAGCCACUGCUUGUGGUUGGCUUCUCAGGGCCUCUGCUGGUCUUCGAAGAAGCCUUCUUCAAGUUUUGCCAAGCCCAGGACCUGGAAUACCUCACCGGCCGGGUGUGGGUUGGCCUCUGGCUGGUGGUCUUCGUCCUUGCCCUGGUGGCCGCUGAGGGCAGCUUCCUGGUUCGCUACAUCUCGCCUUUCACCCAGGAGAUCUUUGCCUUCCUGAUCUCUCUCAUUUUCAUCUAUGAGACCUUCCAUAAGCUGUACAAGGUGUUCAUGGAGCACCCACUGCUGCCAUUCUACCCCCCUGAGGGGGCACUGGAGGCUGGACCGGACCUGAAUGGGAGCGCUUUGUCCCCAACUGAGGGGUCGCCAGGCCCGAGGAACCAGCCCAACACGGCUCUGCUGUCCCUCAUCCUCAUGCUCGGGACCUUUCUCAUUGCCUUCUUCCUACGCAAGUUCAGGAACAGCCGCUUCCUGGGCGGCAAGGCUCGCCGCAUCAUUGGCGAUUUCGGCAUCCCCAUCUCCAUUCUGGUGAUGGUCCUGGUGGAUUACUCCAUUACAGACACCUACACACAGAAGCUGACCGUGCCCACGGGGCUCUCGGUGACCUCCCCCCAUAAGCGUACAUGGUUCAUCCCACCCCUGGGCAGUGCCCGUCCUUUUCCGCCCUGGAUGAUGGUGGCAGCCUCUGUCCCCGCCCUCCUGGUCCUCAUCCUGAUCUUCAUGGAGACACAAAUCACUGCGCUCAUUGUCAGCCAGAAGGCGCGGAGGCUGCUCAAAGGCUCCGGCUUCCACCUGGACCUGCUGCUGAUUGGCUCCCUGGGCGGGCUCUGCGGGCUGUUUGGGUUGCCCUGGCUCACAGCCGCCACCGUCCGCUCAGUCACCCACGUCAACGCCCUGACUGUUAUGCGCACUGCCAUUGCGCCUGGCGACAAGCCCCAGAUCCAGGAGGUGCGGGAGCAGCGGGUCACCGGAGUGCUCAUUGCCAGCCUCGUGGGCCUGUCCAUUGUCAUGGGGUCUGUGCUGCGCCGGAUCCCAUUGGCCGUGCUCUUUGGGAUUUUCCUGUACAUGGGGGUCACGUCACUGUCCGGUAUCCAGCUGUCCCAGCGUCUGUUGCUCAUCUUUAUGCCAGCAAAACACCAUCCUGAGCAGCCCUACGUGACCAAGGUGAAGACGUGGCGGAUGCACCUGUUCACUUGCAUCCAGCUGGGCUGCAUCGCACUGCUCUGGGUGGUCAAGUCCACGGCGGCCUCACUCGCCUUUCCCUUCCUGCUGCUGCUCACAGUGCCUCUGAGGCGUUGCCUUCUGCCCCGGCUCUUCCAGGACAGGGAACUGCAGGCGCUGGACUCGGAAGAUGCUGAACCAAACUUCGAUGAGGAUGGCCAGGACGAGUACAAUGAGCUCCACAUGCCUGUGUGAUCCUCCAACGUGGUGCCCCUCAGAGACCCUGCCACCUUAGUGACCGACACCUGGGCCCCUGUCAGCCCAGCGCCAGGGCCAGCGGGCUCCUCAUGACCCAGAGACAUGCCUGGAACCACUACUGAUGCCACGGCCAGAGGGGCCCCCUGACUCUGCCUGGGGCUCUGACCUUGUCCCACCCAGGCCCUUUCACAUACCAGACACUGGCACAGGCUUUGAACCUAUUAUAACCACACUCCUUG